Phalacrocorax carbo (great cormorant) is the source of this 3338-nucleotide messenger RNA. The record is from RefSeq and is a predicted model, not a curated record. Lineage: Eukaryota; Metazoa; Chordata; Aves; Suliformes; Phalacrocoracidae.
GGGGAGACCUUAUUGCUCUUUGCAGCUGCCUGAAAGGAGGUUGUAGUGAGGUGGGGGUUGCUCUCUUCUGCCCAAGUCACAAGGGAUAGGACGAGAGGAAACGGCCUCAAGCUGUGUCAGGGGAGGUUUAGAUUGGAUAUUAGGAACAAUGACUUUACUGCAAGAGUGGUCAGGCACAGGCUGCCCGGAGAGGUGGUGGAGUCACCAUCCCUGGGGACGUUCAAAAAACGCGCAGACGUGGCACUUGGGGACAUGGCUGAGGAGGCCUGGGGGUGUUGGGUUGGCGGUUGAUGAUCCCGCAGAACUUUUCCAACCUCAACAAUCCGACGAGUCUGCAGCCGGCCGGCGGGGAGGGCAGUGCGCAUGCGCCGCGGGAAGUACCAUUAGCGCGCCGCAAGGAGGGGGGGAUCGCUUCAGAGGGAGGCGGGAGCGGGAGGACCGUACCAUUGUGGCGGGGGGCGGGGCUACCCGCGGCGCGGUAAGUGAGGGGGCGUGGUCUAGGGGGCGCGACCUGCCCGGUUGCCAUAGCAGCAGACGGUGGCGGCGCGGUCCCCGCACAGGCCCUGGCCCGGCGCCCCCUCGCCCCGGGAUCCCCCGGUCGUCCAGGCCACUGCGCUGGUCCCGUCCCCCCCGCAGUGACCCGUCCCCCGUCGGGCAGUCCGUCCGUCACAGGCCUGGUGGCCCUGCCGCAAGCCGCGGGGUGCCCGCCCCAGCCUCCCCCACCAGCAGCAUGGCGCACCUCCUGGGCCACCCCGGCUGCAUGGAGAGCCUGCGGGCCGACCUGAGGGACCUGCAGGCAGCCAUCGCCGACGUCUCCUCCCGGGCCGGGGCCGUGCGUUUCCCCUCCUGGAAGUUCCCUGAUAAAGUGUCCUGCGACCUGGACCUGUCAGUGCUGCUGGAGCGGUACGGCUAUGCCGAGAGCGACCCGGAAUUUAGCCAGCACUCCCACGUGGUGCUGCUGGAGCUGCUGAUAGACAGAAGACUGCUGCUGCUGCUUCAGAGCUUCAUGGGCUACAUGGAAAACCUGCUCAGUGAGCGAGCCAUCCCCCCGACGCAGGCAGUGGGACCCUGCAUGUCUGCUGGGCUGACAGUGAGGAGGUACUGGUGCAGCAUGCUGAAACUGGGGGCCUGCUACCAGCAGCUCGUGGCCGAGAAAGCAGCUUGCAGGAAGGAGAUCCCCACACGGCAAUCCACUUCCCAGGCUGGGAAACCUGAGGACACGUGCCUGAAACACUGCUCACCUAACAUUUUGGAGUUAAGAACUUCCACAAAAUUUGCCCAGUCCACCUCUCUGUGCCCAUCACUGAGUGUCUGUGCACCAGACAGCGACUCCUCGGGCAGCUUCCUGACCGCUGCCUGCAGCGUGGCCGAGAGCAGCCGCAGCAUCCCCACGCAGAUAACAAGGUCUUCUGUGGGACCUUGUGACGCCUGUGCCAGCGCCCAGGCCAUUCUCCGUGAGGUCGGCAAUGCCAUCACCAGCAUCUGCCAGAGCCAGAACAUCCCCUCAGCUCUGAGCAGGUUCCAGGAGAUGGUGGAGGAAAGCAAAGGGAGAAGGACCCUCUCUGCAAUGGACAUGAGCUACUGGGCCUCAGAGCAGACCAAGGACCUCUCCCGGAUCAGCAAACACCUCCAGAUGCUGCUGCAGCAGGUCAACCCUCUGAAGUCUAAGCUGGAAGAAUCAGAGAAACAGAAGGACAAGCUGCAGAAACAAGUUGAGGACUUCUCCAGGUUGCUUCAGGUGGAGAAGGAGACCCAAGCGCAGCAGAGGAAGGAGGCUGAGCAGAACCUGGAAGUAAAGAACAAAGACUAUUUAGAGGCUGUAGCCAGGCUGGAGCAGGACAAGGAUGACCUACGGAGAGGAGCUGCUCUGCUGGAAGAGCAAUUCUCCACCUUAAAGGAGGAGCUGGCUGCGAAGCAGGCUGCUGUUCAGGAGCUGGAGGCGACAAAGGCAACCUUGCUGGAGGAGAUGAGGACCACAAUGGUGGCCAGGAGCUGGGUGCUGGAGCUGGAGAAGAAGGUGCAGGUGCUCGCUGGCCAGCGGGAGAGCCUGGGCCAGGAGCUGAGUGCCACCACCACCCAGCUGGAGAAGGAGAAGGCCAAAGUGGAGAGCAUGCUGCGGCACCAGGAGUCCCUGCAGGCUAAGCAGAGCACCCUGCUGCUGCAGCUCGACAGCCUGGACCAGGAGCGUGAGGAGCUGCAAGCCAGCCUGGGAGAGGCCGAGGAGAGCACGGCCAGGCUAGCAGAGCAGCUGGAGGAGAGCCGGGAGCAGAGCAGGCAACAGCUACGGACGCAGCAGGAGCUGCUGGACGCACUGCAACGGGAGAAGCUGAGCCUGGAGCAGUCUGUCUUGGAGCUGCAGGCAAACAUCUCCAAGCUGGAGGAGCAGACACAGGAGCUGAAGGAGCGGGAGAGGCUGCUGGUGUUCUUCCCUGAGCUCCACAUCCCCGCUGAGACACAGUUUGAGAGCACCGGGAGCUUGACCGAGGACAUGGAGAAGCAGCUGCAGGCUAACAGCAUCCGGAUCAGUGUGCUGGAGCAGGAGAACGUGCGGCUCAGGUCUGCGCUAGCCAAAGUGAAGGUGGCUGCUGAGCAGGGUGUGCUGAAGCUCGUCCCACAGACCCAGCUGUGGUCUCAACUCAGCAGCCAGUGCACGGUGGAGGCUGGGCAGCAGGAUGCAGGGCGGCCGAGCAGCCGAGGCAGCAGGGACAGCACAGGGAUGCACGGAUGCACAGGCGAGGCCCGGCAGCGAGCUCUCGGCAGCCAGCAGCCAAAGCCGCUCUUGGCAGAGCCUGCGUGCAAGACCGGACCCUGCCUCUCGUUCGCAGUGGAGGGCCUGGUGCUCAGCCCCCCCAAGCCACGAGGGAGAGGCAAAACGCCACCCCUCCCCUCUCACCGCACUAGUGGCCACCGCAAAUAAAAGCUCAUGAGGCUAACACAGAAAUGAGGCGUUCAGUGAGCAGCCACCUGCCCUGCCCCACUGGAGCUCGUUACCUGUUCUUUGUGCAUCACGAAGGCACACUCCCUUGGGAAACGCACUCGCUCUGCCCGUCCCGUCGAGCCCGCACGCAGUGGGUGUAGGAAGCCCAGGGAGACAGUCCCGCAGCGGCUUUGCCACGGCUGAGCUACCAGUCAGCCUCCGGUUGUUGGUUCCCUUUGUUUUCUGCAGGACUGUGGUACCUGCUCAUGGGUCUGCACAGUGUCCCCGUUGUCCCUCUCCGUUGGGCAGCGCUGUGGUUUGUAGUAAACCUGAGGGUGCCGGCGCAGAGGGCUGGGCUGGCGUGUUCCCUUUGCUUCUCCCUCAGCACAGCGACCCUGGAGAAGCCCUGCUGCAGGGGCUG